AUUUUAGCCCAUAACUUUUGGUUAUCAAGAAAACCAUGGCGGCGAAACCCUCUAACGGUAUAACGACGUCGUUAAGAAGUUGGUGAAUCUCCUUAUCCGGCACCUCUUCCAAGUCCCCGAAGGAGCAACAACAUCAUGGCGGCGAAACCCUCUAACGGAGUCAUCCUUGAAGAACUGAGAAAUGGUGUGGCGGAGUUCGAACUCGUCUCGUCUCCAGUCACUUCAAUUUCUACCAACGUUUAUCGGAAUCCCAUACGAUCUGUUUUCAUAACUGACCACACCCAUCGAUUCUUCGCGCGAAUUGGACAAAAAAUGGAAGUUUCACCAGCAUUGAGCAAAGUGGAGAGCUUUAGGGUGCAUAAAGUUACUGGUGAUGGACGCUGUAUGUUUCGUGCUUUGGUGAAAGGAAUGGCUAUGAACAAGAGUGUUAAUCUUAGCCUCCGUGAAGAAAGAGAAAAUGCAGAUGAGCUACGCAUGGCAAUAAAAGAGGUGUUAUGUGAUAAUGAGAAAGAAAGACAUAAGUAUGAAGAAGCAUUGAUUGCUAUCACUGUUGAAGAACCCUUAAAACGUUACUGUCAACGCAUUGGACGACCAGAUUUUUGGGGAGGGGAGUCGGAAUUACUGGUGCUUUCCAAGUUAUGUCGCCAACCUAUUGUGGUCUAUAUACCUGAACAUGAGCAUUCAAGAGGCGGCUAUGAAUCUGGUUUUAUACCAAUAGCUGAGUAUGGAGCCGACUUUGGCAAGGGCUCAAGAAAAGAAAAAGGCAAGAAAGCUGUGAGGCUUUUGUACAGUGGAAGAAAUCAUUAUGAUCUCCUUGUAUAAAUAACUUUGUAUUAUAUUAUUUGAAAAUUUUAUUAUUUACAAGUUGUGUAACAACUUACUGUCGUUAUGCUUUGUGGUUAAGAAGGGGA
Lactuca virosa is the source of this 911-nucleotide messenger RNA. The record is from the annotation of a GenBank genome assembly. NCBI's taxonomy places the organism in Eukaryota, Viridiplantae, Streptophyta, Magnoliopsida, Asterales, Asteraceae.